Aspergillus nidulans FGSC A4 is the source of this 756-nucleotide messenger RNA. RefSeq names its product SDR family oxidoreductase. Bases 1 to 756 code for a protein of 251 amino acids. NCBI's taxonomy places the organism in Eukaryota, Fungi, Ascomycota, Eurotiomycetes, Eurotiales, Aspergillaceae. The record is from RefSeq and is a predicted model, not a curated record. The transcript is spliced from 4 exons.
AUGUCUUCUUUUCUUGUCACCGGCGCUUCCAGAGGCCUUGGCCUUGCCUUCGUCCAAAGGCUCUCUGCUCUGCCUGUCUCGGAAGUCAGCAUCGUUUUUGCGACGGCUCGAUCCCAGUCUCCCGAGUUGGAGGAGCUGGCCAAGCAGUCUGCAGGCCGGGUCAUCGUCAUCAAGCUUGAAGUCACCAACGAGACAUCUAUCAAACAGGCAGCUACUGAAGUGGAAGACAGGCUGGGUGGCAAGGGACUCGACGUCCUGAUCAACAAUGCCGGAGUCUGCGAUUACACACCUGACGGAGUGAAGACGUUGGACAAUCUCGAGCAGAUCUUCUCUGUCAAUGUCUUGGGUGUACACUGGGUAACUCGAGCGUUCAUUCCAUUGCUGCAAAAGGGGGUCCAGAAGAAGGUCGUCAACAUAUCUACCACUCUUGCCUCCAUAACGCUGGCCCGUGCAUCCCAUGGGCUGCCCACGCCAGCCUACAAAGUCUCCAAGGCUGCCAUGAACGCCCUGACGGUGCAGUAUGCUCUCGACUACGAGAAGGAGGGAUUUACCAUCUUUGCGCUCAGCCCAGGCUGGCUGAAGACUGAACUCGGCGGCGGCGACGCGGCCGACCUGACUGCCGAUGAGGGCGCGCGCCUUUCGCUAGAUAUUAUCCUUGGACCAUCGCGCGGUCUGAACGGACAGUUUACUAGGAUCCAUCUUCCGGGUUGGGAGAACUCAAGGCACCAAUAUGACGGUAGCAAUGCUCCAUGGUAG